GGAGCGAUUAUUGUUGUACGGACAGAGAGGGAGACAGAGUAAUUAAAGAGUCAUCAGGGCUCGUGGGAAGGUAAACAGUUUCUCUUUUCGCCAUACAACCUGCUCCAUAUCGUCCUCAUCCACACGAAGGCUGGCUUGGAGGGAGGGGUGUCGCAGGCUUCGACCGUCAGCCAGGCCCACCCGGGCUUUAAAUCUAUUUCUAUUAUUUGUUGUCGUUGGCGCUUCCCUUCCGAGAGAGAAAUGACACUUUUUUCCUUGAUUAAAGCUACCUGGGGGAAUAAAAGAGGUUGGAGUAUGCUGCUCCCUGCUUUUUGUCGGCCACCAACUGUGCGGCAUUCAGCCCCCACCUCCCCCGAUCACUGACUGUCAAUGUGACUGAGGUAAUCAGCCCAAAAUGAACAUUCAGUUUGAAGAGAGGAAAUGAUUUUACCAGAAGAUCUUUUUCAACAAGCAUUGAAAAAUACAAAGAUUCUGAGUGGUAUUCCCAACAGUAGCUGUUGGUUUUGAACAUCCAUUUCAUUAUUUAAAGGUGGCCUGUUCCACGAGCCUUCCUUUUGUCUGGGUUCAUCAUGACUACGUCAGCUAUUAGAAGACAAAUGAAAAACAUUGUAAACAACUAUUCUGAAGCUGAAAUUAAAGUACGUGAGGCAACCUCCAAUGACCCUUGGGGACCUUCUAGUUCCUUAAUGACUGAAAUUGCAGACUUAACGUAUAAUGUAGUAGCAUUCUCUGAAAUAAUGAGCAUGAUAUGGAAACGUCUCAAUGACCAUGGCAAAAAUUGGCGACAUGUUUACAAAGCUCUUACAUUGUUAGACUAUAUGAUAAAAACUGGAUCAGAAAGAGUUGCACAACAGUGUAAGGAAAACAUAUUUGCAAUUCAGACUCUGAAAGACUUCCAGUAUAUUGAUAGAGAUGGCAAAGAUCAAGGCAUAAAUGUGCGAGAGAAAUCAAAACAACUUGUCACUUUGUUGAAGGAUGAUGAACGGCUGAAGUCUGAGAGAGUCCAGGCACUUAAGACGAAAGAGCGUAUGGCUCAAGUAGCCACAGGAGUAGGAAGCAAUAAUCAAAUUACUUUUGGCCGUGGGUCUAGCCAACCUAAUCUGUCCACAAGCUAUUCAGAACACGAGUAUGGAAAGUCAGGAGGGUCGCCUGCAUCGUAUCAUGGUUCAACCUCUCCACGAGCUUCAUCAGAGUUGGAACAGGCUAGACCACAAACCAGUGGAGAAGAGGAACUUCAGCUACAGUUGGCUUUAGCCAUGAGUAGGGAAGCAGCGGAACAGGAGGAUCGUCUUCGCCGUGGUGAUGAUCUUCGACUUCAGAUGGCCUUGGAGGAGAGCCGCAGAAAUUCAGCUGUAGUAGUGGGUAGCACGGCUCCAAAGAAGAAAAAGGCAUCCACAGUUACCCUCAUGGAUCCCUUGCCAACCGCAGCAACACAGAAAGCUGUUGUAUGGGGAGUAUCUGUUCGACCUGUUUCUCUAGAAAAAAAUGACCCAUGGGGAGAAGCAAGCAGUCCAGGAGCAUCAGAUCCAUGGCAAUCUAUUGAUAGCAAAUCCACUGCUGCUGUUGAUCCUUGGGGUGCUCCUACGUUAUCUGCCACCCAGGCACUUCCUAAAAAUGUUGAUCCAUGGACAACUUCAGAUACUACCUCUGCUGUUCCGAGGUCUUCAUCUGAUCCAUGGGCACCAGGUCCUUCAACAGAUUCAGUUUUGGGUAGUACAACUUUUGACCCAUUCAGCACGUUAAAUGGUGCAGUCAAGGACGACUUUGCUGAUUUCGAAGACCUUCGAGCUUCAUCAAAAAAAACAGGUGAGGCUGACAUGUUGGGAGGAAAUUCUAAACCCAGUGGUUCAAUUAGUCCAGAUUUAUUUGAUUCUACACUUCCUAGUACAGCGCCAUCAAAGCAAACAACUGCUCGAAAGACACCAGAGUCCUUUCUGGGCCCUAAUGCAGCUUUAGUGAACCUGGAUUCCCUGGUAUCCAAGCCUGCGCAACCUUCCAGUAUAUCAAAUCCUUUCCUGGCUUCAGGUUUAGCUCCAGUCCAGGUCACUCAGAUUAAUCCCUUUCAAAUUAACCAGCCACAGCCUCCUACGCUGAACCAAAUGCGAGCAAGUCCUUUGAUGGCCUCAGGACAGUCUUCGUUUGGCACCUUACCCACAGUCAGUAUGGAGCCGAUGCCACACACCUCUAUGUCAGCACCAGUGGCGAUAGGAAUGGCUCCCGUACCCGUUGGUCGAACGGGUGCAGGAAUGAACAUUACUGGAACAAUGCCCCAGCCACUUUUAUCAACAGGCAUCCCGCCACCUACAUCCCAGACCUCUACAACUAAUCCUUUCCUAUUAUAAAAUAAAACAGAUGAAAUAUCUUUGUUACAGAGAAAAACCUUAGAUAGGAGUGUGGCUAGCUAAGUUAAAUGUUAAUUGCAUAUUAGACUGCAAAAAUGGCUGUGGUGAGGAAACCUUCACAGUAAGUUUGGGUUUUGCUGUGCUGGUUUUCAUGAAGUGUAUAUCUACAGUGGUUACUUUUCACUAUUUUCUAAAGAAGCUAUUUGCUGCCAAUGGAGGUAUGAUAUGGUGACUGAACAUGUAGUUGAACAGUAGUGUUGUGAAUUUAAUAUUCACAUCUAAUGAAUCCUCUAAUCCUUAAGUGCAUAUUAUAGUUUGUCCAAAGGUAACAUAGUGUUUUGUGUGGUAUAAUCACUGUUCUGCAUAUUUCACAAAUCACCCUAUUGACCUGUUUCAAAGAAUAUUAUAAAGGCCACAAUGACUGUUUUCAGUACUUAGAAAUUUGCUUCCUAAUGCUUCCUAAUCAUAAGAGCAAAUAUGGAAUUAACCAAAAUCAGAAUAUCGACAACCUUAUGCGACCCUGAUUUCCUAGCUGAGAUUGAAAAUAAUUUUACAAACCUGCUCAUAGCAGUAAGGAGUUUUUAAUUGUGCUAUCUUCUGAAUAGGCUGUUUACAAAAUUGCUUUAGAAUUUGGACUCUUGCAUGCACCUUUUUAAUUGUUAUUUGAAGUAACAUUCUUGGCAGUUGAUUCUAUUUAAGCAGAAAGUAUCAGUUAUUGUUCAUUUAGUACUGAGAAUUGAAAUUCCUUGUAAAAUUGUGAUUAUUAAACAAUCAUUACAAUGAUGAUGAACAACCAUAUACACAGGUUUCAGUAAUUUGGUGGAGAUUUUUUUUUAAAUGGAUGAAAGCUGCAUGCAUCAGUCUGUUUCUGUUAUUGAAAUCUAAGAUUUGCUAAUGAUGACAAUGGCUAUUCUGUAGAAUAUUUAAAAACACUUGUCUACAUGAAAGGUUGUAGUGUUCACCAUUGUUAAUGAAACGGAGUAGAGAUUAGUAAAAUAGAAUUUAAAAAAAGUACAUCAGUGUAAUUUUGAAAUCUAGGUGCUUAUCUUGUUUUAUUUCUUUUAGAUUACUUUACUAAGUAAAGCAACCAUUAAGCUAAUUCAGACUCGACAUUUGGUAUAUGCAGUUAAUCCUGUACAUUUUUGCACAGCUUUUUUUAAAUAGAUGAGUCUUCAUGUAAAGGUUAAAUAGCCACGUUUUAGGGUCUGUAAUUUGCAACCAUGUUGGAGUUUACAAGUUUUCUGCUAUUUUUAAUCUUUCUGUGUAGGGAUUUUGGUAAGAUUUUGCAAGUGUGUUUUUUAUCUGCUUUAAAACAUUGUGUUGACAGGUGCCAUGAAAUGUGCGGUCCAAAUUGUAUCUUUGCUUCAUUGUUGAGUUAAGAUUAAGCUCUAUAUUUUAGAAAAAGGGAAUCCAGUCAUGAGAGCAUAUUUGUUUGUUGUGUUAAGUGUGUCAUGUUGGUUCAACACUAAGGACAUAGCAAUUUAUAAAGUUACGUAAUGAAUUUGAAAACCUUCUUUGCCCCCAUAUAUGGAUGACUAGACAGGUACUAAAGGAUAAUUGCUAUGCAGAGAAGAUAAGUAGUCCUAGGUUGGUAUUUUAAUACUAAAAAGGGCUGACUACAGUGAUCAGUCCAUGAUCACUGUAAUGAAUGAGGAAUUUUCUGUUACAAGGACAGGAGUGGGUUAUGACAUCGGAGUGCUUUUCAGAUUUUUUGGUGGGGGGUUAAGAAAUCAAUUUUGUGGAUUAGACCAACAGCAGAUUUAAUUAUUUUAAAGGGAAAGUGAAAAGCUUGGAUUUGGUUUACUCAUGUAAAUUAAUCGACUUUAAUAGGAAAAAAACAAUAGCCUUCAUUUCUGUUCCAUUUAUUAAGUAAUAGAACUGUUUCAGAGUGGCUUAUGGGGUUAGUGGAUAAUAAGCAGUCUGGCAUUUAUAUUGGUAAUGAUCAACACUUGUUCACUGUGGGUCGAGAUAGUAAGAACUGCUGAUGCUGGAGUUAGAGAUAAGCGUGGAGCUGGAGGAGCAGAGCAGGAAAGUUGACAUUUUGUGUCCGGACCCUUUUUCUGAAGAAGGGUCCCAGCCGGAAAUGUCAACUUUCCUGCUCCUCUGAUGCUACCUGGCUUGCUGUGUUCCUCCAGCUUCACACCGUGUUCAAUGUGGGUGUCAGUUUCCACUUCCCAUUUUACACUUUUUGCAUGCAUGUAAAAGACUUCAUACUCACUUUGGAUAACUAUUAUGAAUAAUCUGCUUUUUUUUUUGUCCUCAGAUAUGCAUUCAGAAGCUUAAUUUUUUUUUCUGUGUCACCUGUCAUCCAAAUUGAAGUGAAAUGCAGAGAUCCGACUGAUUUCAUUUUGCUUAGAUAGAGGCAACAGGCUGUGAAGAAGAAAAUACUCACAGUAAAUAAUUUAAAGUGUGGAAUAAAAAGCAAAAUUGCUAGAGAAACUCAGGUCUGACAGCAUCUGUUGAGAAAAAAGCAGUUAAUGUUUUAAGCCGAGUAUGACUUCAGAAUUAGCCAUGUUGGACUCAACACCAACACUGUUUCUCUCUCUAGUUUUUCUGUUUCUAGUACUGCCAGACCUGCUGAGUUUCUCCAACAUUUGCUGUUUUUGUUUCAGAUUUUAGCAAUAACAUUGUUUGCUUUAAUUUAAAAUAUGGAUGUGGAAUAAUUGUUCGUGUCAAGCUAAUUCAUUUAGUUUUAGCAUAUACAGGCUACACUGGUGUGCACCUUAUUUUUUAAUGUCCUUACUGUCAAUACAAGUAUAGAAAAUUAUAUAACUUUAGAAUUCUCCAGUUUUUUAAUAAGUGUUGAUUUUUUGAGUUACUUUUACACGUGUGCAUUUUUGAUACAAAGUGGUGAUCAGCAUACCAAACACAGAAAUGCCACGUACACAAUUCAUGCUAAACAAAUUUAUUUGGAAUGUGACCCUGUUUGAUCUACCAUAUGUGUUUAUAUUGUACAAGUCAAGGUAUCUUGAAUUUGUGUUCUUGGAGUUCUGGCGAGUGAAAGAGUAUGCAUGCUAAGAAUGCAUCCACAAUUUGUAUAGUCUUGCAUGUAGUCACUAAAAUUUAUACAAAGCUUCUGGUAAGAUUUGUAUCAACAACUGUUUUCAUGUACUGUAAAAACUUAGUCAUUCUAUUACAUAACUGCAUCAGUGUAAAUGUAGUCCGGCACCUGCAACUUGUAUAAUUUCAUGUGUACUGUGGUGAUGUAUUAAUUUUACUACAGGGAGCUGUACAGUAGGUAUUUGAUCACUUACAUAGUUAAUACUUCCUCAAUGCGCAUCCUUGACUAUUCAAUAUCCUUACCACAUUAUGAACUAAGUAAGCCAUAGAACUGGAAAAUCAAAGAAAGCUCUCACAAUUGAAACCUGUGUGAAUUGUCCUUGCUGAGAAUGAGGGCUAACACCCUACAUCCAUACACUUGACAUUAUUUUUCCACAUGUUCUAAUCUUAUACUUAAGCCAUUUUCAGAUCCUACUUCUGUUCCGUUUUCUGUACUUAUUUAAAAUUGAUGAGGCCAAACCCAUUUUCAUGCAUUUGUGCUAAGCAUGAAAUUAGAUCUCUUGAGUGAUUGUCCUUGCCCAAUUUUAGGAAAUCCUGGGAAUCCUCCAAGGCUAAAUGCGCUCCUCCAAGAUGCAAUAUUUUACAUAUUCAUGCUGACAUGGCAGUUUUAAUGGUUGGUAUGAACUUGUUUAGGAAUAAAAUCUUUGUUGGUCAAAGUGCAAAACAUAAUAUUUCUGUGAUUCGAUACCCUUGACUAAUAAGGGAGUUGGGGUAGGCAGAGAAGUGGAGUUGAAGACACCAAUCAGAUCAUCCAUGGCUUUACUGUUUUUGAGAAGCCAAAUGAUCAACUGCCAGUUUCUUUACAUCCAAGGUCAUUAUCGUGUAUUUAUUUAGUUAUGUAUCUACAUUUCACUAAUUUUACAUAUUUACACCUUUUAUAUGCAAUCAGACUGGAGAAAACCUAGGUAAGUAUAAACAAUGUGGUAAAUUUCUUCAGUGAAUCUGAAAAGAUUUCUACAAAAUACUUUGCAUGAAGAUGUUUAUAAAACCCAGGUUCCAGAAAACAAGUUAAUUGCCCCAUCUGAAGGCAAAAAGAAAAUGAUUUACGCUCACAUUGAGCAACAUGGUCACAGAAAAACUACCUCAGUCAUCAGUACAUUUUCACUGUUUGCACUCCUUCACACAGAAAUCAUUUAUAACAGUUCCAAUUUUACUUAUGUUUGCGUAGGUUUGGGCUAGGAUACAGUAUGUGCUGAUUUUAUAAUUGCUUUAAAUCAGUUGUCUGCAUUUUUAUUUAAAACAUUCAAGCCAACUUGAAAAGUGUUCUUUAAUUGACAUGAAGUAGAAGUAUGUUUUGCUGCAAGUAGAUGACAUGGAAGUUUUGUGUUCAGAACAAUUAGACUAGUGAUUUGCAUUACUUAAAAUGCAGCAAAUUAGGGAAAAACUUGAAUAAAAAUACUUUCUGGAACCUACGGAAACAUAACUUUUUAGCUUUGAUGAGCAAUCGAAUGUGCAUCUUCAUCGUCUCCCUGGGGUGUCUCAAGUUACAUACCCUGCAUCAUCCAGCAAAUACGUAAGCAUUCUGCCUCUGAGCUCCUCACCCUAAUAGUAGCAAAAAGUUCUUGUGGCUGAAUGGUGACUUACUUUAUAUUGCUGUAUGGAAACAUAGCUCAAAGCAGUAUAUUAGGGUUGCAGACCUGGUGGCAAACUAGUGUCUUUGGUAUAUUGCAAUAUAUUGAAACCCUAAACAGCUCAAAAUGCUUCAAAUGCAAGUAUGUUAUAUCUGAUCUGUUUGGAAUUAAUACAUUGGCCAACAUGGCAAAUGUUAUUUUUUGCACGUUAUUGAAAAUAUAGAAAUCCACAUGUACAGUCCUCUACUCUGUGUUAGGAUUCAUAUUCACGCCUUUGGUUUCAGAGUUCCACUUUAUUCGCUGAGAGUUAGAAAUCCAUUUGAUCCGGCUGGUGAAUUUUAGGUCUUAUUGCUGUACACUCCAAGCAAGCAAAUUCAUGUUUUUUUUGUUAAUACUUUCAUAUGCAAUUGCUGUCAUGCAGGUUGGACUGAUUUGUUGUGUUUAUUCUAAUUAACCGAGUUGAUGCAUUCUUAAAGUACCAUUAUCUGGAGCAGACUGUAGUGGAUGCAAUAUAUCCAAAGCAGCACGGAAUUCUGAGAGACACGAGAUUGAUUGAUUGGUUGCUAUGUUUUGGUCUUUAGACAUGUUAAUUUACACGUUUUUAGGUGGGAAUUAGAGAUAAUAUACUCUAUAUAUAAUACCAAGGAAAACAAAUCAUUGAGGCUUUUAGUGGAGGGACUAGAACAUUUUUAAUUUUCCAGUUAUUUGGCUUACUUUAAGGCAAUGGAUAACUACUUUUUAAAGAAUGACGACUACUGCACAUAGUGGUGAGUAACCUACUUUUUCAUGUAUUAUGUUCUGUAUAUCUACCAAACUCGUUCAUGAUGCUGGAAGCAGGCUGCUUUUUAUGGUAUUGUGCUCAACUGUCAUUACUGUAUAAUAUAAUUUAUCAUUUGUACUAUUGUAACAUAUGUUCUGUAUUUUAUUUUCUAUGUAUUGGUUUUGUAGCAAUUCACACAAAAUCUUAUUGUUUAUGCCAUUUGAACAGCAGAAAAGAUCCAGGGGCCUGUUGCUUAAAUGAUGAAAUUAAAUUGUUGGUAUCUGUUACAACGGUUUGCAUACUUCAUUUAUUUUGUUUAAAUCCGUAAACGAAUAUUUAUAUUGCUGAAGGUUACUAAUUUUAUACAAAUUCCACAUUUGUUUGCCUUAUUAACAAUGUAAUACCACAUUAUAUAGAUAUAAAACUGCAGUAUUGACAACUGAACAUUAAUCGCAAGUCUCAGACAGUGGUGUUAACAAAUGUUAUGCUGGGGGGGUGGGAGGUACAGUACAAUGGUGAUUGCACUCCAAAAGUAAAUAAUUUAUUAUGAUUUCAUGUGGGACAUCCUCAGGAUGUGAUGAGUUGCUGACAAAAUUUCGACACUACUUUAUGUAAUCCUGGCCAAUAAAAAAGGUUUUAAUAUUUUA
Molecule: messenger RNA, 8380 nt
Organism: Stegostoma tigrinum
Lineage: Eukaryota; Metazoa; Chordata; Chondrichthyes; Orectolobiformes; Stegostomatidae
Gene: epn2
Product: epsin 2
Exons: 9
Coding region: 570-2342 (590 amino acids)
Biological process (GO): endocytosis
Cellular component (GO): plasma membrane; endosome; clathrin vesicle coat
Molecular function (GO): clathrin binding; phospholipid binding
Source: RefSeq, a predicted model, not a curated record